Drosophila guanche is the source of this 1319-nucleotide messenger RNA. RefSeq names its product lipase 3. NCBI's taxonomy places the organism in Eukaryota, Metazoa, Arthropoda, Insecta, Diptera, Drosophilidae. The transcript has 2 exons. The record is from RefSeq and is a predicted model, not a curated record. Bases 58 to 1260 code for a protein of 400 amino acids. Gene Ontology annotation, molecular function: hydrolase activity, acting on ester bonds. Gene Ontology annotation, biological process: lipid metabolic process.
UAUAAAAGGCAGGAGAGGCGACACCAGUAGUUAAAUUACCUACACGUGUGAUCAAAAAUGAUGGUGCCUCAACUUCUUGUGGGUCUGCUAUGUCUAGGCCUAGUCAGAGCCUCGGCCUUGCCCGCCGACGGGGGCCGAGCCAGCUCUGUGACAACGCUGACUCUGGUGAGAGGACAGGGCUAUGAGAUUCAGGAGCACACUGUUCAGACAUCGGACGGGUACAUCCUCACCAUGCACCGCAUUCCCUACUCGAAGAACACAGGCUAUGAUGGCGUUCGCCCUGUUGUCUUCCUCAUGCACGGUCUGCUGUGCUCGUCCUCUGACUGGGUCUUGGGCGGCACACACAGUGGUCUGGCCUACCUGCUCUCGGAGGCUGGCUAUGAUGUCUGGAUGGGCAAUGCUCGUGGCAACACCUACUCGAAGAAACAUGCCACCAAAACACCGCUGCUGCAGCCCUUCUGGAACUUCGAGUGGCAUGACAUUGGCAUCUACGAUCUGCCCGCCAUGAUGGACUACGUCCUGUACACCACUGGCGCUGAUCAGCUGUCGUACGUGGGUCACUCCCAGGGCACGACCUCAUUCUUCGUGCUCAACUCCAUGAUUCCCCGGUUCAAGAGUCGCAUACGCUCGGCCCAUCUCCUGGCGCCCGUCGCCUGGAUGGAGCACAUGGAGAGUCCCUUGGCCGUCGUUGGAGGACCCCUGUUGGGACAGCCAAAUGCCUUUGUUGAGCUGUUCGGCAGUGCGGAGUUUUUGCCAAACACCCAACUUAUGAAUUUGCUGGGCGGUCUCUUGUGCAGCGAUCAGUCCAUAUCCCAAGUGAUUUGCACAAACAGCCUCUUCCUGCUGGGUGGCUGGAACUCGCCGUAUCUCAACGAGACAUUGAUACCGGAAAUUAUGGCCACCACACCGGCGGGCUGUUCGGUGAACCAGAUCUUCCACUAUCUGCAGGAGUACAAUUCGGGAUAUUUCCGACAGUUCGACUACGGCUCGAGCCGCAACAAGAAGGAGUACGGCUCCAAGACUGCCCCAGACUAUGAUGUGGCGGGCAUCAAUGUUCCCACAUACCUCUACUACAGCGACAAUGACUACUUUGCCAGCUUAAUCGAUGUCGAUCGUCUUCGCUACGUGAUGGAUCCCAAUUCGUUGAGGAGCGCCUAUCGCCUACCGGAGACUAAGUGGAAUCACUUGGACUUCUUGUGGGGCCUGAAUGUCAAGGAAAUACUUUAUGACCGCGUGCUCAAUGACAUAAGGAAUGCGUAAGCAUGUGUUGCAAAUAAAACUCAAGAUUGUGAGAUCAAGAUCCAAGCAACAAAACACUU